Diorhabda carinulata is the source of this 1073-nucleotide messenger RNA. It is a transcript of the gene Arpc4, whose product is annotated as actin-related protein 2/3 complex subunit 4. Gene Ontology annotation, molecular function: actin filament binding. Gene Ontology annotation, biological process: actin filament polymerization; Arp2/3 complex-mediated actin nucleation. The record is from RefSeq and is a predicted model, not a curated record. Gene Ontology annotation, cellular component: actin cytoskeleton; Arp2/3 protein complex. Bases 87 to 593 code for a protein of 168 amino acids. NCBI's taxonomy places the organism in Eukaryota, Metazoa, Arthropoda, Insecta, Coleoptera, Chrysomelidae. The transcript has a single exon.
AUUGUGUAUGUUAAACAUAAGUGUCAACCGGGGGUGUGGUGUUGUAGUUGAUUAGUUUAAAUAAACUUCGCCGACUGUUUUAAAAAAUGUCUGCUACGUUAAAACCAUAUUUAACAGCAGUUCGUCACACAUUAACUGCCGCUAUGUGCUUGGAUAAUUUUUCUUCUCAAGUUAUAGAGCGGCACAACAAACCAGAAGUAGAGGUUAGGACUUCUAGAGAACUUUUGCUCAAUCCCGUUGUAAUAUCUAGGAAUGAGAAAGAAAAAGUGCUUAUAGAAUCAUCAGUAAAUUCGAUAAGAAUAAGUAUAGCAGUAAAGCAAGCGGACGAAAUUGAGAAAAUUCUCUGUAAGAAAUUUAUGAGAUUUAUGAUGAUGAGAGCAGAGAACUUCAUCGUGCUCCGUAGGAAACCAAUAGAAGGUUAUGAUAUUAGUUUCCUUAUUACCAAUUUUCACACAGAACAAAUGUACAAACACAAAUUAGUUGAUUUUGUUAUACAUUUCAUGGAGGAAAUAGAUAAGGAAAUAUCUGAAAUGAAGUUGGCAGUGAAUGCAAGAGCAAGGAUUGUGUCUGAAGAAUUUUUAAAACAUUUUUAAUGUUGAUUGUACAGUGUUAAAAUAGGUGCUAAUAACAGAUUUCAUACAUUGAAUUUUUUGAACCACAAAUUCGUCAGUAAAGUGAAGCAAGGAUAGAUUUUAAUAGUGAACAUAGUCGACAAUAUUCAAACAUAAUUAUUACGAACGAUAGGUAUACACACCUAUAUAGCUUUUCUUCGUUUUCAAUUGGAAAAAAAUAGAUUUGCCCGAUAAAACUCGUGUGAACAAAUUAGUAUUUAUUGAAAUUUUUCCUGUGUAUUUUCAAAGUUAUUGUGAUGAGCAAUAAAAAAAUAUUUGUAAAUUAUGACCCAUGUUAUUUUCUAAUUUAUCAAAAGUAGAUAUUUUUAAGCUUUUAAUACACAGAAGUAAGUUUGUAAUUGAGAGACUGCAACUAAAAUAUUUAUGAACUUAUUUCUAUGCAAUUGCUAUAAUGUAUAAUUUUUAUAUUAUUUUUAUUAAAUAGUAUUUUAUAAUAAUCUA